AUGAAAUCAAACAUCAUCCAAUGGUGGCAAACUUGCACCCUUUAUUGGAAAAGAGGCAAUGUGAUCGAGCUGGUUGUGCUCUCGCUUUCUUCUAUCAUCAUCGCUUUGAGGAUUGAUGAGUUCUCUCAAGGGAAAAAAUCCAAUUUUUGUUUGUUCUGGCCGAUCGCUGCGCUGUCAUUUCUUGGACUGACACUCAAUCUGCUGAUGCUGCUGAGCACGUGGGGCCAUUUAGCAAUCUACAUUUUGAUGUUCAAAAAACAGUUUAUUCGUGUAAGUGGCAUUACCGACAGACACAACGCCUGUCGAAACGCCUCAAGUGUUGUUGGCGUGGCCGUUGACGACGUUGCCGAAAUCAAGGAAGAGGCCACGGUUAACAAGUUGUCAAUGCAGUUGAGUUCGAUACUCAUCCAAGGCAUCAUAUGCGAGAAGUUGAUGCGAAACGCCAAAUACAAGAUCAUUGUUGACUUUGCAAAAGACAAAAGUUCAACGAAAAUUGAAGACAAAAACGAUCAACCAAAACGAAUAAAUCUAUACUCAAAUCCAAGUGACGAAUGGGAGGAAUUGUUGAGGAAACGGGACGAAUCGACGAAUCGUUCUAUGGAAACAAGAAUGACCGAAAUGGCUGCUCAUUUGUUAGAGAUCACAAGAAUGCUUAAAGCAAGCCAAGCAGAACGAUCAUCU
Messenger RNA from Mesorhabditis belari, 681 nucleotides. Lineage: Eukaryota; Metazoa; Nematoda; Chromadorea; Rhabditida; Rhabditidae. The record is from the annotation of a GenBank genome assembly.